AUGUCCUUGAGCAGGAGUCCCUCUCCCGUCCCCGGAGGAGGAUGGUCUUCUCCGGGCCUAAAUAUCAACACUAGUGGCCGAUCCAGCCCAGCGAAGGCGUCAUUCUCGGGGCCCAACGGCGGUGGAGUAACUUGGGAAUCUGCGAGGCUUAAAACCCAAGGUGUUACCAGUUAUCCAUCCUUCUCAACACACAACCAGGGCUUCUUCACCCGACAUAUGCGACGCAUCUCGAGUAGCCUACCAUCUUUUAACACGGCGACGGAUGACAGAUAUGCAGAGAAAGAGAAACUUGGACGGGGCAGGUGGAAGGUUCCCCUCCUUGGAAGGCUAGGAGCCGCGAUUACACGAAUGAGUAGGAAAUGGAAGAUACGUGCAGCUAUAGCGCUACUCCUACUCGCGUGCUAUAUACUAUUCUAUAUCACUCCCCUAUGGUACUACUGGAGAAGGACAGGCUGGUUAGGAGGCGGGGAAAAGUUUGUCAUCAUACUUGCCGCAAAUGUUGGCGGUGGAGUGAUGGAAUGGAAAGGAGCGCGGGAGUGGGCUAUCGAAAGAGAUAGUGUGAGGAACAAACGAAAGUAUGUUGCGAGAUGGGGUUACGACCUCGAAGUUGUCGACAUGAGCACCAAAAAGCGGUACGCGCACGAAUGGCGAGAAAGUUGGGAGAAGGUGGACAGUAUCAGGAACAGUUUUAGGAAAUAUCCAAAAGCCGAAUGGAUUUGGUGGUUGGACCUGAAUACGUUCGUCAUGGAGCCCUCCUAUUCGCUUCAGCAUCACAUUUUCAACAAUCUUGAAAAGCACGUCUAUCGCGAUAUAAACGAGUUUAAUCCUCUCAAUAUCUCCCAUCCCCUUCAAGCCAACUAUCUGGAUCCGGAGUCAUUGAGCCCGGUAGGAGACGGAAGCGUCGACUCUAUAAACCUCAUACUCUCUCAGGACUGUUCGGGAUUUAAUCUGGGUUCCUUCUUCAUCAGACGAAGCGAGUGGACCGACCGUUUACUGGAUAUAUGGUGGGACCCAGUAGCAUACGAGCAAAAACACAUGGAGUGGGAACAUAAAGAACAGGACGCGUUGGAGCAAUUAUAUACAAAUCAACCUUGGAUUCGAAGCCAUACAGCCUUCCUCCCACAGCGAAAGAUCAACAGCUUCCCCACUGGCGCAUGCUCCGACAACGGAAAUGACGCCCGCAUCCAUUAUAAGCAGGAAGAUCGAGAUUUUGUUGUUAACAUGGCAGGCUGUGAAUGGGGUCGCGACUGCUGGGGAGAAAUGUAUAACUUCCGCGAGCUCAGCUACUACCUGAACCGCAAUCCUUGGGAGAGGUUUAAAGAAGACCUCGUUGCUGUAAUUUGGGAGAAAAUAACGGGCCAGAAAGUCAAGUUCAAGAUGCCGGCCUGGGGCAAAGGUCUCAUGCAGUCUGACGAUGACUACGAUAUCGCCAACGAUCUUAGCGAUAUGUGCGACUGUGACCUCAUAUAUCCGACCGAAGAAGAGGACAGAUCCGGCACGAUCAAAAAGCUGAACGACGGUCUGCUCUCCCAGAAGUUUGAAAAGAUUCUCUCCAGUGACUUCACGCCAACUACCAGCCACCACAAGCGAGAGCGCAUAGCUGUCAUCUUAGGGAUUCUGGCCAUGGAGCUCGGUGUUAUCAUCGAAGACCGCCACUUGAGAGCGCUUCGAAUCCUUCGGCCCUGGCUCCCUACUCUCGAGCAGCAGUUACAGCUAGUUACGGCGCUCGACGAGUACAAGAAUGAUGGAACACCCUGGGAGACGGGCUCUAAGGGUCUUAUUGACACAAGACGAGCUGAGGAACGAGGCCCGCAGAAGUACGACCUUGGUGAUGAAUUCUGGUACAGUGGUUUGGGGUUUUCUUCAGAUGAAGCUCCCUCAUCAGAGAUGAUCAGCAAAGUCUGUAUGAAUUGCGGGGACAGAGACGUCGACCUUCGUUGUGGCCGUUGUAAGGCUGUUCGUUACUGCAACGCUACAUGCCAGCGACUUGACUGGUCAACUCACAAGAAAGUUUGCCAGGUUCGUGACAGUGUCCGCAAAUGCCCUGUCCCUGAUCUCAAGUAA
This is a messenger RNA of Daldinia childiae, 2064 nucleotides long. Its product is annotated as putative alpha-1,6-mannosyltransferase MNN10. NCBI's taxonomy places the organism in Eukaryota, Fungi, Ascomycota, Sordariomycetes, Xylariales, Hypoxylaceae. Gene Ontology annotation, cellular component: Golgi membrane. The transcript is spliced from 6 exons. The coding region runs from base 1 to 2064 and encodes 687 amino acids. Gene Ontology annotation, molecular function: glycosyltransferase activity. Gene Ontology annotation, biological process: protein N-linked glycosylation. The record is from RefSeq and is a predicted model, not a curated record.